UUUUGGAUUGAGAAAACCUAAUUUUUGGUUCAUCUCCUCAAUCCCUUCUCUCUCUUUCAAAAUGAAGUUUCUUCUCCAAUUUCCUCUUCUCAAAGGGAACAACAACAAUAGAUCAAAACAAACAAUGUCACAAAAAGUUACAAUACUAGUAGUAUUCUCAUCCUUGUUCGUAUUCCUUAUCACCAUAAUUUCUUAUUCUUUGCUGUGGAAGAUCAAUGAAUUCAGGGGGCUGGGGCUAUCUAUUGAUAUUGAUUAUGGUUUGAAGAAUGAGACAGAAAGUCUGCAGAAUCAGACAGAAAGUCUGAAAAAUGUGACAGAAAGUUUGAAGGAUCAGACAUGUUUGAGGAAUGAUACAGAAAAUUUGAGGUAUAGUUUGAGGAAUGAGAGAGAAAACAUGGCAUCAAAACCUUUGAAGAAGUGUGACAUUUUCAGUGGGGAAUGGGUGCCAAAUCCUGAAGCACCAUACUACACAAACACAACAUGUUGGGCAAUUCAUGAACACCAAAACUGCAUGAAACAUGGGAGACCAGAUUCUGAGUUCAUGAAGUGGAGAUGGAAGCCAAAUGAGUGUGAACUUCCCAUCUUCAACCCUUUUCACUUUCUAGAAAUUAUGAGAGGAAAAUCAAUGGCUUUUGUUGGAGACUCCAUUGGCAGAAAUCACAUGCAGUCCAUGAUUUGCCUGUUAUCUAGGGCGGAGUGGCCCAUAGAUGUAUCAUACACAGAUGAGUUUUCCUUCAAAAGAUGGCAGUACUCGAACUACAACUUCACAAUGGCUACUUUUUGGUCACCCUAUCUAGUUAGAGCUGAACAAGUUGAUUCAAAGGGUGAUCUCAUCAACAUUUAUCUUGAUGAGUUUGAUGAAAAAUGGACGGCUCAAAUUAAAGAGUUUGACUAUGUUAUUAUCAAUGGAGGACAGUGGUUCUUGAGGCCAAUAGUGUUCUACGAGAACCAAAAAAUUGUUGGAUGUCAAUAUUGUUCAUGGGAAAAUGUUACGCAUCUAACAUGGCACAGUGGCUAUGGGAAGGCUUUUAGGACUGCAUAUAAAGCCAUAGUCAAUUUAGGAAACUCCAAGGUUGUAACGAUUCUUAGAACGUAUGCUCCAUCUCAUUUUGAGAAUGGGGUGUGGGAUAAAGGUGGGAAUUGCAUAAGAACUAAGCCAUUUAAGAGUAAUGAAACAAGGUUAGAGGGCUACAAUCUUGAGUUACACACCAUACAAUUGGAGGAGUUCAAACGUGCUGAGAAAAAAGCUAUGAAGAGAGGUUUGAAAUUCAUGUUACUUGACACCACACAGGCUAUGUUACUCAGGCCAGAUGGUCAUCCCGAUAAAUAUGGUCACUGGCCUCAGGAGAAUAUGACAGUAUCUAAUGAUUGUGUGCAUUGGUGUUUGCCAGGACCUAUUGACACAAUGGCUGAUUUUCUAUUGGAAACGUUGAAAAGGGAAGGUUUCACAUCUUUUCCUAAAAAAGAUUUCAUCUAA
This is a messenger RNA of Vigna umbellata (rice bean), 1477 nucleotides long. RefSeq names its product protein trichome birefringence-like 19. The record is from RefSeq and is a predicted model, not a curated record. Gene Ontology annotation, cellular component: Golgi apparatus. NCBI's taxonomy places the organism in Eukaryota, Viridiplantae, Streptophyta, Magnoliopsida, Fabales, Fabaceae. Gene Ontology annotation, molecular function: O-acetyltransferase activity.